UUAUACCCCGCAGUCAAACAGAUUAAUCUCAUUUUGAAUUGUGUUUUGAAAAGUAAAACCACUCGAAUGAAUCUUUUGUAUUCCAUUUUUAAGGGAUUUACUUUAUUGUAUUUUCUUACACCGUGGUUCUUUCGAUUUAAUUUGUAAUCCGUUUUGCAGUGAUCAGUCCGUCAUUGAUUUCUCUCCACCUCAGUGUUCAUAUGUCGAAUUGUUCUCCUUCAUACAGUGUUAAAAGGGUGGUCUUGGUACACAUAAAAUAAAGGUGUAGGCAUCAAAGCAACAAUCAAUUGAUAUUGAGCACCAGCCGUCAUCCGGGACCUAAUGUACAACCAAUCACCGCAAAUAGUCAAGACAUUUAGCACAAGGGUUGUGCCAGAUAGCCAUUUGAACAUUUUUGACGUCCUUAUUGAAAAUGGAUUUAGAUUGUGUCAACUGCAGCGGUACAGUCUAUGAAAUGUUGAACAAUACUACUUUAAACUCGACUCUGGAUGACACAGACAUUUUGGAGAGACCAUUUCAAGUACCUGUUGGCAUAUUAAUACUUUUAGCCAUUCUGUAUGGAUCAAUUUCCAUAUUAGCUGUCUUGGGAAACACGCUAGUUAUCAUUGUGAUUUUAAAAAGCAAGAAAAUGCAGUCUAUCACAAACAUCUUCAUAGCGAACCUUGCCUUAGGUGACGUGCUCAUUGGUCUCUUCUCCAUACCCUUUCAGUUUCAGGCCGCUUUGUUGCAACGCUGGGUGGUGCCGUAUUUCCUCUGUCCGGUGGCGCCAUUCGUCAAAAACCUGACCGUCUGCGUGUCCGUUUUUACUCUCACAAUCAUUGCCAUCGAUAGAUAUAUCGCCGUUAUGUACCCCCUGAAAGCGGGUAUCAAAAUGAAAGUUGCUACUUUGGUGCUUGUGAAUAUUUGGUUAUUCGGUAUCAUAUCCAGUGUGCCAAACUUGGUCUUCUUCGAGGUCAUCGAAGUUCCGGACCCCCCUUUCAAAGACCAAACGAAGCCAUUUUGUGCCCAUGCCUAUCCAUCGAAAUUAUUUAUGCGUGUCCAUGUGUUUUAUCUUUUUUUCAUCCAGUACUUGUUGCCUCUUUUGGUCAUAAACUUAACAUACUUUCGCAUUGUGUUCAAAAUCUGGGGAACAAAGACCCCUGGUCAACAUUUAGAAGUCGUUCAGGAAACUACCCGGACAAGGAACCGGAAAAAGGUUGUGAAAAUGCUCAUCAUCGUGGUCUGUCUGUUCGUCGUUUGUUGGAUGCCUUUACACAUCUACCAAGUUUUAUCACAAAUAUACCCCGCCAUAAACAAUUAUGAAAAUAUUCACAUCAUAUGGUUUUGUUGCAACUGGCUAGCUAUGAGCAACUCCUGUUACAACCCCUUUGUUUAUGGCCUCCUUAAUUCUAAAUUCAAGCGAGAAUACCAGAAAUUGCUGUCUUACAUAACGUGUUGCAGAAAGCUGUUACAAGAUAGAGAGUUUGGAGAAUACUCCGAUCUCAGCGCCGGAAGUAUGCGCCGAGCGCAGAUGUACGGAACACAAAUUUCCUCCUUCAAAAACGGAAGCUUCAGACUCGAAAAUCAAAGAAGAGGAAUCAGCUUGAAAAGAAUGUCUUUAAAUAGAGUUCAACUGUAAAUAAUCUCUCUCUCUCUCUCUCUCUCUCUCUCUCUCUCUCUCUCUCUGAAAAUAGUUUGUUAUAAUUCAACAGAGAAAUAAAUAAAUAAAAUUCU
Magallana angulata is the source of this 1713-nucleotide messenger RNA. Its product is annotated as RYamide receptor-like. Gene Ontology annotation, molecular function: neuropeptide Y receptor activity. NCBI's taxonomy places the organism in Eukaryota, Metazoa, Mollusca, Bivalvia, Ostreida, Ostreidae. Gene Ontology annotation, cellular component: membrane. The transcript is spliced from 4 exons. Bases 413 to 1618 code for a protein of 401 amino acids. Gene Ontology annotation, biological process: G protein-coupled receptor signaling pathway. The record is from RefSeq and is a predicted model, not a curated record.